CCGAGCCCGGGCUCAGCCCCAGCCCUGGCCCCAGCCCCGGGAGGGGGGGUGCGUGCGGUGGGGGAUGCCCCAGCGCCCGCAGGGGACCCCCCGGCCUCGGGCUUCCCCAGCUGGGGCGAACCCCGAGGAGCACUGCCUCUCUGCUCUCUACCCCAGGCCAGAGCGGGGCCAGACCCUCGCCGUGCACCCCCGCCCCUGAGGGGGGGCUUUAGCUGAGGGUCGCACCCAGCCUCAGGGGGCCCCCCCACACCUGGGUCCCUGGGAGGAUCAUUCUACGAUCAUUCUACCUCGACUUCCCCUCAAUAAGAACUCCGUAACCAGCUUCUCCUGCCCCUCCCCCAAGGGCCUGACACCUGAGGACCCCCACCUCUUCUAGCUGCCCCCCAGGGACUGACUGGUUACUUGGUGGGGCCCUGGGGGGGGGCAAAGGGAGUAGUACUUGUACCAGAGUCACUCCUCACCAGGUCCAUACCCUGGCCAGGAUGGGUCAGCUAGGGGUUCCCUGUUAGCCAGGACUUUACCCAGCAUCCUCUUGGCAAAGUGGGCAUCUGGGGGGGUGGAGGCUUUGACUCCUUCCCCCCUUUGCCCCCUGACGCUGCUGCCCCCCUUAGUCACCAUGGACACCAAGCUGCCCCCAGCGAGCACCCCAACCAGCCCUUCCUCCCCGGGGCUAUCUCCAGUCCCCCCACCGGACAAAGUAGAUGGCUUCUCUCGGCGGUCCCUCCGGCGGGCCCGGCCCAGGCGCUCCCACAGCUCUUCCCAGUUCCGAUACCAGAGCAACCAACAGGAGCUCACCCCCCUACCGCUGCUCAAGGACGUCCCAGCCUCCGAGCUCCAUGACCUCCUGAGCCGCAAGCUGGCCCAGUGUGGGGUCCUCUUUGAUUUCCUGGAUUGUGUGGCUGACCUGAAGGGGAAGGAGGUGAAGCGAGCAGCCCUCAAUGAACUGGUGGAGUGUGUGGGGGGCACCCGGGGUGUCCUCAUUGAACCAGUGUAUCCGGAUAUCAUCCGCAUGAUUUCAGUGAAUAUCUUCCGGACACUGCCACCCAGUGAGAAUCCUGAGUUUGACCCUGAAGAAGAUGAACCCAACCUAGAGCCUUCCUGGCCACACCUGCAGCUGGUCUAUGAGUUUUUUCUACGUUUCUUGGAGAGUCCAGACUUCCAACCCUCAGUGGCCAAGAGAUAUGUGGACCAGAAGUUUGUAUUGAUGCUCCUGGAGCUGUUUGACAGCGAGGACCCCCGGGAGCGUGAGUACCUCAAAACCAUCCUGCACCGGGUCUAUGGCAAGUUCCUGGGCCUUCGUGCUUACAUUCGGAAGCAAUGUAACCACAUCUUUCUUCGGUUCAUCUAUGAGCUAGAGCAUUUCAAUGGUGUGGCUGAGCUGCUGGAGAUCCUAGGGAGUAUCAUCAAUGGGUUUGCAUUGCCCCUGAAGACUGAGCACAAACAGUUCCUGGUGCGAGUCCUGAUUCCCCUACAUUCAGUCAAAUCUCUCUCCAACUUCCAUGCCCAGCUGGCAUAUUGCGUAGUACAGUUCCUGGAGAAGGAUGCCACCCUGACCGAGCAUGUGAUCCGGGGAUUGCUCAAAUAUUGGCCUAAAACCUGCACCCAGAAGGAGGUGAUGUUCCUGGGGGAGAUGGAGGAGAUUCUGGACGUCAUCGAGCCCUCCCAGUUUGUCAAGAUUCAAGAACCACUCUUCAAACAGGUCGCUCGAUGUGUCUCCAGCCCCCACUUCCAGGUUUCAGAGCGGGCUCUGUAUUUCUGGAACAAUGAGUACAUCCUGAGCCUCAUUGAGGACAAUUGUCACACCGUGCUGCCCGCUGUGUACGGGACCCUCUACCGAGUCUCCAAAGAGCAUUGGAACCCGACCAUCGUGUCUCUGAUCUACAACGUGCUUAAAACCUUCAUGGAGAUGAAUGGAAAGCUGUUUGAUGAACUCACAGCUUCCUACAAACUGGAGAAGCAGCAGGAGCAGCAGAAGGCCCAGGAGCGGCAGGAGCUGUGGAAAGGCCUGGAGGAGCUCCGACUGCGGAGGCUGCAGGGGACAGAUGAAGCUUUGCUCCAUCGGCUUGGGGCCAGGACAGCCCCAGGAGGGGAGCAGAGCUAGAGGGACCCCCAUCCCCGCCACACACACACACAUGCACACACGCAGAUGAACCAUUCACCCCAGCCCCACUGCUCCCUAACCCCCAGCCUACCCCCAGGGGCAAUGCCAGAGUAUGAGGCAAGGCCCCCCAACCUGACCACCCCGGUCAGACCUGGGGGGAGAGGGGAGAAGAUGGGGCAUCUAGGGGGGGCAGAAUCCUCCAGCCAUCCCAAAUGGACUUGAUGGGCUAAGGGCCCCCAGGAGCUGUCAGCAAGGGGUUGGCACUCCCCCAGGCUGGGCUCCGGUAGCUUCAGGGGCCCCAUUCCCCCCUCCCACCUCACCCCAAAUGACCCUGGAACCCUCCCCAGGACCCUGGGAGCACCUCGUGCCAGCGCGAGGGCCUUCCCUCUCUCCCUGCCUGCCCCAUGGACUCCAGGAUGUAUUUAUUGCCCUUCCCCCAGCCUCAGUCUUGGGGUACCCCCUCCUCCUGCAAAACUUCUUCCCCUUUUUAUUUAUUGGGCAGGGAGUGGCUAGGGGAGGGGGCAGGGGAGAAGGGGCUCCCAAGGUCCUGGGGAUGGGGGGGUUCCUACAUGAAUCAUGAUCUGGGCCCCUCUUCCCACUCUUGGGGGCAGAUUGAAUAAAGAGAGAAACUCCA
Molecule: messenger RNA, 2735 nt
Organism: Trichosurus vulpecula (common brushtail)
Lineage: Eukaryota; Metazoa; Chordata; Mammalia; Diprotodontia; Phalangeridae
Gene: PPP2R5B
Product: protein phosphatase 2 regulatory subunit B'beta
Exons: 14
Coding region: 617-2101 (494 amino acids)
Biological process (GO): protein dephosphorylation; signal transduction
Cellular component (GO): protein phosphatase type 2A complex; cytosol; nucleus
Molecular function (GO): protein phosphatase activator activity
Source: RefSeq, a predicted model, not a curated record